Messenger RNA from Nilaparvata lugens (brown planthopper), 3400 nucleotides. Its product is annotated as glutathione hydrolase 1 proenzyme. Gene Ontology annotation, cellular component: plasma membrane. Gene Ontology annotation, biological process: glutathione catabolic process. The record is from RefSeq and is a predicted model, not a curated record. Bases 211 to 2190 code for a protein of 659 amino acids. The transcript has 10 exons. NCBI's taxonomy places the organism in Eukaryota, Metazoa, Arthropoda, Insecta, Hemiptera, Delphacidae. Gene Ontology annotation, molecular function: glutathione gamma-glutamate hydrolase.
CCUCGACAGUUCAUGAGUUGAUACAUAACCAAGAAAAACCCAGCCGGCAAUUUCUUAUCAUGUAGCCCUUACAUCCCCUUUUCUACUCUGUCUAUACCGCUUAUCCCAAACAUUUCAAUUAAUUAAAUUAAUUAGCUAAUUAUUAUCGAUUAAAAAUGAAGUUCCACGCGUAAUUAGAGGUGAGAGUAGUGAGGUAAUGGAGCUGAGACUAUGGCUCUACUAUUCGAAUAUAGCCUCGGUAACGUCAAAGCCGGUCACAAGGGCAGGACGUACGCUUCAACUAGACAAAGAACUAAUAAACGGUCGACUAGGAGUUCUCAGCAGAAAUUGGUUCGUGCCAAGGUUGACAACAAUGGUCGACUGAUCUACAGGCUGCUGAGUGGCAGAUCGUCCCGCCUAAAGAACAAACACCUGUUUGCGGGGUUGGCAAUCCUGCUAGCUUCAGUGACGCUGACCGCCGUGGUUGUCUACUACCUGACCAGUUCUGCCAACCCAACACGACGAGCCCUGGUCCGCAAGGAACCCCCCAACCCCGAAGAACCCCUCCCGCCCUCCAAUUCGGCCACACAUGCCUACAAGAAAGCUGCAGUCUGCAGCGAUGGAGCACCCUGCUCCCAGAUUGGCAGGAACAUUUUGGAGAAGAAUGGGUCAGCCGUUGAUGCCACCCUGGCCGCUAUGCUGUGUAACGGAGUGUUCAACGGCCAGAGCAUGGGGCUGGGAGGUGGAUUCAUCAUGACCAUCUAUGAACGCAGCUCCAAGAAGGCCUACUCCCUCGUGGCCAGGGAAUCUGCUCCCCUCAAAGCUACCAAGGAUAUGUUUGUCAAGAACGCUACUGCUGCUACCGAUGGUCCGCUGGCAAGCGGGGUCCCCGGCGAGCUGCGAGGCUACUGGGCGGCGUGGAAGCGGUUCGGUAAGCUGCCCUGGGAGGAAGUGGUCGCGCCGGCCGCCAAGCUGUGUCGAGAUGGCUUCUUCAUGAGUCACCACCAGUAUGACAGUCUCCAGUUCCGGCCCAAGCACAUGAUCGAAGCUGAUCCAAACCUCAAGGAAUGGUUCAUCCACCCAUCAACUGGCGAGCUCCUGACCACCGGAUCCCUGAUACGACCGACCAAUCUGUGUAAAACGCUUGAAAUCAUUGCCAAAGAGGGAGGAGAUGUUCUCUACAACGGAUCUCUGGCCGAUGUGUUUGUCGAGGAUGUACAAGAAUUGGGAGGAAUCAUCACCAAGGAAGAUAUGGAGAAGAAACAAGCAAUAUGGCGAGAACCAGUAGUGAGCAGUUUAAGAGGGGGCAAUACGUUGUAUACGUCGCCGGCACCAGGAGGGGGUCCCAUACUGGCUUUCAUUCUCAACAUCCUCGAAGGCUACAACAUGACUGAGAAAAGCAUUGCCAACCUGAACAGCAGUAUUCUUACCACACAUCAUAUUGUCGAGGCUUUCAAAUAUGCCUAUGCCAGGAGAACUAAACUGGCUGAUCCUGAUUUCGUUGAUGUUGCUGAACUAGUGAAAAACCUGACAUCGAAGGAGUACGCCGAGGGCAUCAGGAAGCUGAUCAGGGAUGACAUGACAUUCAACAAUGCGAGUCACUAUGGGGCCAUCUACCACAACAAGGAUGACCACGGCACCGCCCAUCUCGCAGUUAUGGCUCCCAAUGGUGACGCCGUAUCUGUCACUAGCACCAUUAACCUUUAUUUCGGCGCAGGUGUGACCUCCCGCCGCACAGGCAUAAUCCUGAACAGCGGCAUGGACGACUUCUCAAACCCGGGUGUGGUCAACUACCAGGGGGUGCCGGCCUCCCCCAACAACUUCAUAGCACCGGGCAAGAUGCCUCUCUCCUCCGUCAGUCCAACCAUCAUCACCGAUGACAACGGUGACGUCAUCAUGGUCGUUGGCGCCGCUGGCGGCACUAAGAUCACCACCGCUGUCGCUUGGGUUAUAAUGCAGUAUACGUGGUUCAAUCACACAAUCAAAGAGUCUAUCGACGCUAGUCGGAUUCACCAUCAACUGUUUCCUAUGGAAAUCAACUAUGAAUACGGCAUCACUGAGCCGAUGGUGGAAGGUCUACAGAAGUUAGGGCACAAAAUGACCAGAUACCGUGAUAAAGGCUCGGUGGUGUGCAGUUUGGUGCAGAAGAAUGGCACAAUCUAUGCCAAUGCAGACUACAGGAAAAAGGGAGAAGUGUAUGGCAUGAACUAACAUUUUAUCCAAAACAAUGAAGCCUGUGAUCAACUCGAAAGUAAAAUAAGUUUGCUAAAAAACUCUUAUUGUUAAUGUAUUGAUGUUUGUGAUCGAUUGAAAUUAACGGCCGUAAAAUGAGCUCAUGAUAUUGUCGCCCUAUUCGUUCAUUGGCUCAGUUAGAUGACGUGAUUUUACGGCGCAACCGGGAAAUUUUCCGCGUCAAGUAUGAGCAACUGGAAAAGAGUAUUUCGUAAUGAGUUACCCGAUUUCAAAUGUUUACAUUUCCAAAUAAAAAAAGAUGAGUGAAAUCGAGUAAUUUAUUUUGAAAUACUCUAAUUGAGAAACUUUGUUCUUGAUUUGUUAGUUGCCAUGAGAUAAAAAGUAUUAGUUGUUUUUUAUACAAUCUUCUAGGAUACUACAAUUAAUGAAUGCUUAUUUUAGUUUAUUCUUAUGCUAAAAUUAUUGUGAGAAGUGUCUAGUAUAAAAAUUGUGAUAGUUCAUGCUUUUUUCUAUAGACUCACAUAAAAAAUUAAUUAUUAUUAAAUAUUAUGAUUGAAAAAAAAAUAUUUUGUUUAUUUAUAGUAAAGAUUUCAUACAAUCUUCUUCGCUUCUAAAUUUGGAGAUGUUGAAUUUUUCUUAACAUUUUACAUAAUGAUAAUUGAUGCCAUGAUUUAACUUUUUAGGUUGUCCAAAAAUAUUAUGUCAAGGACUUUCCAUACAAUUCUUUCUUUGUUAAUUCUUCAUGUACAAUCCAAUCUUUCACAAAUGUUAGAUCAUCAAAUUUAAUAUGUUUCAAGUUUUGAAAAUGAAAUAAGUAGUGCAGAUAGAACUGGAAGAUAAUGAAACUAGUAUUAUCAUCGGGAAUCACUUGAAUUAAAUUCAAAUUAUUAAAACGAUUGAUAGUUGAAUCAAAAAUGGUAAAAGUAGUUUUCUUAGCCUAUGUUUUCAUCAUAGUAUGUGUUGUCUAAUAAUUGAGUUAAAAGAAAAAACGGGAAAUGUAAUUCCUACAAACCUAGAAGUGAUUUAUUCUAAAAAUAGUCAUUCCUGGAAAACAUAAAAAUGUGUGAGUGAAUCUCAUAGCUUAUUAACAUCUCAAAGAUGGCUAAAUAGUGUUAGAUUUUUCAUAAACCAUACUUGAAAGAUGUGAAGCUGAGUGAAUGAUGUAAGUGAAACAUAAAAUUGGCAACUGAUGUGAGAUGAAUAAAUUUUUUAGAAUAAAUUGAAUUGA